CCGGAGCGCCGACGGCGAGUUCGAUUGGGUAGGCGGAAGCUAGGGUUUAGGUCUUAGUUCCGGAGAGCGACAGCAGUAGAAGCGUCGGCGGAGGCGAUGGCGUCGGCGGAGGAGGAGAUCGCGGUGAAGGAGCCGCUGGAUCUGAUAAGGCUCAGCCUCGACGAGCGCAUCUACGUCAAGCUCCGCUCCGACCGCGAGCUCCGCGGCAAGCUCCAUGCAUAUGAUCAGCACUUAAACAUGAUCCUUGGAGAUGUUGAGGAGAUUGUAACAACUGUUGAAAUCGACGAUGAAACAUAUGAAGAAAUAGUGCGGACUACCAGGCGUACCAUCCCCUUCCUUUUUGUCCGAGGAGAUGGUGUUAUAUUGGUUUCUCCGCCCCUGCGAACUGCAUGAGCCAUGAAGUUUGAUGGGAGGAUCCUGCUGAUUGCCAACUAUGAAUGAUGUGCAUUUGGUCAGCUGAUGAAAUGGAUUGUGCGUUAUCUGUUGCACUAUCAUUGUUGGACUGUAGUCUUAGCCUGUGAUACAAUUGUGUAACAGCUCCUUGUGUUUGAAUUUAUUGACUGAGCUGAUGAUAUGGAUUAUGUGUUAUGUGUUGCACUAUCAAUCUUGCUUGGGUUAAUAGUA
Lolium rigidum is the source of this 624-nucleotide messenger RNA. Its product is annotated as sm-like protein LSM3B. Bases 97 to 393 code for a protein of 98 amino acids. Gene Ontology annotation, cellular component: U6 snRNP; precatalytic spliceosome; P-body. Gene Ontology annotation, molecular function: RNA binding. Lineage: Eukaryota; Viridiplantae; Streptophyta; Magnoliopsida; Poales; Poaceae. Gene Ontology annotation, biological process: mRNA splicing, via spliceosome; P-body assembly. The transcript has 3 exons. The record is from RefSeq and is a predicted model, not a curated record.